This is a messenger RNA of Coregonus clupeaformis (lake whitefish), 1308 nucleotides long. Its product is annotated as dnaJ homolog subfamily A member 1-like. Lineage: Eukaryota; Metazoa; Chordata; Actinopteri; Salmoniformes; Salmonidae. Gene Ontology annotation, molecular function: Hsp70 protein binding. Gene Ontology annotation, biological process: protein refolding. The transcript is spliced from 9 exons. Gene Ontology annotation, cellular component: cytosol; cytoplasm. The record is from RefSeq and is a predicted model, not a curated record. Bases 79 to 1308 code for a protein of 409 amino acids.
GAAGAGGAGGGGGAUUCCAAGUUAAAAAGGUCAUUUCUCUCUACGGACGUCUACUUUAACAGACUGUAACCAACAACCAUGGUGAAGGAAACCGGCUUUUAUGACAUGUUGGGUGUUAAGCCCAAUGCCACUCCAGAUGAGUUGAAAAAGGCUUAUCGUAAGCUGGCCUUGAAGUACCACCCUGACAAGAACCCUACGGAGGGAGAGAAAUUUAAGCAGAUCUCUCAGGCAUAUGAGGUGCUGUCGGACUCCCAGAAGAGAGAGGUGUAUGACCGGGGAGGGGAGAAAGCCAUAAAAGAAGGAGGGGGCAGUGGAGGUGGCGGGGGUUUUGGAUCCCCCAUGGACAUCUUUGACAUGUUCUUUGGAGGAGGUGGCCGAAUGCACCGGGAGAGGAGAGGAAAGAAUGUCGUUCAUCAGCUCACAGUCUCUUUGGAAGACCUCUUCAAUGGAGCCACGAGGAAACUUGCUGUCCAGAAGAAUGUUAUUUGCGAGCGAUGUGAAGGUCGCGGGGGAAGGAAGGGCGCGGUGGAGAUGUGCAUGUCCUGUCGCGGCACGGGCAUGCAGGUGCGCCUCCACCAGCUGGGGCCAGGCAUGGUGCAGCAGGUGUCCGCCGUGUGCGGGGGCUGCCAGGGCCAGGGCCAGCGCAUCAGCCACAAGGACCGCUGCAAGGCCUGCGGCGGACGCAAGAUUCUGCGGCAGAAGAAGAUCCUGGAGGUCCACAUUGACAAAGGUAUGAAGGAUGGGCAGAAGCUAGUUUUCCACGGGGAGGGAGAUCAGGAGCCAGGACUAGAGCCUGGUGACAUCAUCAUUGUCCUGGAUCAGAGAGUCCAUCCCGUCUUCACCAGACAAGGGGAAAAUCUGACCAUGACUAUGGAGCUGCAGCUGGUGGAGCCCUGUGUGGUUUCCAAGCCUGUUCAAACUCUGGACAACCGAAGCCUCCUCAUCACCUGCCACCCAGGGGAAUUGAUCAAACCUGGCGACAAUGUUCCUGAAUGGGGGGAUGCCCAUGCACCCCGGCGUUUGAAAAAGGGACACCUCAUUAUCCUCUUUUCGGUGGUAUUCCCAGAGGCCAACUUCCUCCCCAAGCACAAGCUGAAGGAGCUAGAGCACUACCUUCCUGCCAAGAGGGAGGUGGAGCAGCCCGAGAGCAUGGACGACGACCUCUACAUCUCGCCCGACCUGGAGGACUGUGACCCGGCCAGAGUAAGACGCAGCCAAUACCACUACAUGGAGGAGGAUGACUACCCGUCUGCUGGCGGGGUCAGUGCCAGACUUCAUAAGACCCCCUCAGCUCACUCCAACCUCUAA